Messenger RNA from Staurois parvus, 663 nucleotides. The record is from the annotation of a GenBank genome assembly. Lineage: Eukaryota; Metazoa; Chordata; Amphibia; Anura; Ranidae.
AUGGUCAGCCGUAUGCAAAAGAAGUUUUGGAAAACCAAGCAAGUCUUAAUCAAGGUUACAGGGAAAAAAGAAGAUGAACAUGUUGUUGCAUCAGAUGCUGAGCUGGAUGCUAAGCUAGAGGUAUUUCAUUCUAUUCAGGCAACGGGAUCAGAGCUGCUGAAAAUAAUUGAAAAAUACCAGCUGGCUCUAAAUGCGGUCUCUCUGGAGGAGAAUGAUUUUGGUUUGCAUCUGAAGGCCCAUGCUCAGCAGAACAGCACACAGGCUGGAAGAAUGAUGACCGCCACUGGUAAUGCUCUGUGCUCGGCUGCAGGUCAAAGGUUGGCUCUCUGUACUCCACUAUAUCGCCUUGAACAGGAAAUGGACACUUUUACAGGUCGGGCAGUAUCGGAUACUUUCCUAACUGUCAACCAAAUGGAGAAGGCACGAACAGAAUACAGAGGAGCCUUACUAUGGAUGAAGGAUGUGUCUCAGGAGCUGGAUCCUGACACCUAUAAGCAGAUGGAGAAAUUCAGAAAGGUGCAGAUACAGGUCAGGAGCUCCAAGAGCCAGUUUGACAAAACAAAGAUGGAUGUUUGCCAGAAAGUAGAUCUUCUUGGAGCCAGCCGCUGCAACUUACUGUCACAUUCACUAGCAUCCUAUCAGGUACAAGGCUCUAGUAACUAG